Exaiptasia diaphana is the source of this 2112-nucleotide messenger RNA. Its product is annotated as BTB/POZ domain-containing protein 6-B. Gene Ontology annotation, cellular component: cytosol. Gene Ontology annotation, molecular function: protein binding. The record is from RefSeq and is a predicted model, not a curated record. Gene Ontology annotation, biological process: neurogenesis. NCBI's taxonomy places the organism in Eukaryota, Metazoa, Cnidaria, Anthozoa, Actiniaria, Aiptasiidae. Bases 66 to 1691 code for a protein of 541 amino acids. The transcript has a single exon.
CAUAAGUUCUAAAGGCUUGCAUCAAACUUACCGAACGUUUGUUUUAUAUUUUUUUGCAUCUUAUCAUGGCGGAGAUAAAAGAUUCAAGCUGGCAAACUCAAUUUUAUACACUUAGAGAGCGAGUUGAAUAUGCAUUCAACAAUUCGCUGUUCUGUGAUAUCGAGUUUAUUGUUGAAGACUCGAACAACAAAGUUGCACUUUCAGCAAACAAAUUCAUUUUGUCUGUAAGCAGCCCCGUCUUUGAGACGAUGUUUCAAGGGAAACUAGCAGAACAAGGACCGCAAAUUCACCUACCCGACUGCACCAAAGAUGGACUAAAAGAAAUGCUUCGCUUUUUGCAUUCCGAUGUAGUUAACCUGACUGGAAGCAACGUCAUGGAAGUACUUUAUCUUGCCGAUAAGUACAUGCUGCCAUUGCUUCAAGACAAAUGCUAUGAAUAUCUUGCUGACAAUCUCACUCCAGAUGAUGUAUUCACUGUUCUUCCCCAAGCUCAGCAAUCGAACGACACCAGAGCAGAAGAAUUAUGCUGGAAUGUUGUCGACUUUCAAACACACCAAGCCGUGACCUCAAAAGCUUUCUUGAAUAUCUCGCGUGACUUGUUGAGACAAGUUCUUGAGAGAGAUACACUUCACACAGAUGAAGUAAAUCUAUUUAAAGCUGUGGAUUCGUGGGCAUCUAAUAGAAUAGAGGAAGAAAGCAAGAAAGAAAAUGGCGAUGCAAAGAGAAGUGUACUUGGUGAUGACAUAGUUCAUCUCAUUAGAUUCCCCAUGAUGACACCGAAGGAGUUUGCAGAUGACGUCCUCGUCUCCGACAUUCUUCGCGGAAGUGAAGUAACCGAAGUUGUUCAAAUCUUCACAUCGACAGCGCCUUCGCAGACUUCAUUCAAAAGGGUUAAACGAAUUGGUCAAUGGAAUGAGAUGUGGACGGAGAAUCGAUUUGAUGCCGUUGAUACAAAGUAUUGUGGGGGUCAACAAAAUCACACUAUACUGUUUGAAGUUAACAAACCGAUCUUCCUCGCAGGAAUUCGAUUAUUUGCUGUUCAAAGUGAGUCGUGCACAAAGCUGGAGAGUAAACUGUCAGUGCAAAACGUUAAAUGCAAAUCUAAGCUAUUUCAAACAGACGUUUCGUCGAACGUUAAGCAGACCAUUGAUGGAUUACAGUACAGUGGACAAUCCGUAACAAUAUCGCCUCCCAUUCUUUUGCUUUCUAAAGAAAAGUACUCGAUCACUUAUUCAGCAAAUGUUUCCUUUGAGCAAGCGUGCCGUAAAGCGGACAAAAGAAGUAUCAUUCGACGUGAACCAGCCCCUCUUUUUGGCCAAUCUGCAAACCUAAGAGAGCCUUUGAAGCAGCCGAGUUCUCCUCAGACAGUGUCAAACUUUACGUCUUAUCUGGGUAGUGGUGGCAAAAGUGUAGUUCACUGCGAUGAUAUCAAAAUAACAUUUAUGAAUUCUGAAGAAUCCAAUCCUGGUACCACUACUGAAUACGGACAGUUCCCUUCGCUUCUUCUUAAACGGAGAAUACUAUUGAAAAAAGAUCCAGUGCCUCUACUUCAAUUUGGAAAGAGCAGUAAAGGUGGUUUCGAUUUUUGGAGCGGGAAGAGUAGUGCUAGUGAUCUGUUUGGAGGAACCAGCAACACUUGUUUAGAUCCCCAGAGCUCGGCUUCACCGGUUGUCUCUGAGGAAGGGGACUAGGAAGCUCCAAUCUCAAAUUUAAAUUUCUAGUUUUGCAUCGUUUGAUUGCAAUUGAUCUAUAUCUUAAAAAAAGACUUUUCAGUUCGCAGUCCUAUUACCGAGUUAUAACUUAAAGUAAAAGUUAACGUACAAUGACCGUUAGAGGUACACAUGCUUGAACAACAAUCCACUUUUAUCUUAAUUUCAUUUAUUCAGACCGGAACUGAUUCAUGACGCGUGUGUGCAACCUGUUUCCGUAAGCUUUCCGCAAUAAUUUUGCGGAUACAAUAACUCCAGGCUCCGUACACAACGCCCAUACGCAUAAUGAAACAGGUGGUCCAUUGUAAGUUAACAUCGAUCUAGAGAGAUUUGUAGAGCUCCUACUGUAGUUGAUGACCACGAAAUUGAAUAAAGUUUGUUAAAUCACGGAUUGGCCGAUUCA